AUGCCUACAAGCUCUAUAAUGCUAAGCAAAUCUAAAGCUGGGUUAAGAACGUCUGGAGACAGUUUGUUUCCCUAUCUACCAUAUUAUCUAAUUGGUUUAAUUUUCUUACAAACGGCUUUUGGUUUGAUUGAAUUAUCGCACCCAGAUAACUCCAUACCAGUGAACCGGUUUGUAACUCCGCUUCAUAUCGUACCUGAAUGGUACUUUUUAGCAUAUUAUGCGGUGUUAAAAGUAAUCCCAUCCAAAACCGGUGGUUUGUUAGUAUUUAUGUUAUCAACAUGUCAAUGA
Besnoitia besnoiti is the source of this 288-nucleotide messenger RNA. Its product is annotated as putative apocytochrome b. Gene Ontology annotation, cellular component: membrane. The coding region runs from base 1 to 288 and encodes 95 amino acids. Gene Ontology annotation, molecular function: electron transfer activity. The record is from RefSeq and is a predicted model, not a curated record. The transcript has 2 exons. NCBI's taxonomy places the organism in Eukaryota, Apicomplexa, Conoidasida, Eucoccidiorida, Sarcocystidae.